Molecule: messenger RNA, 1581 nt
Organism: Candidula unifasciata
Lineage: Eukaryota; Metazoa; Mollusca; Gastropoda; Stylommatophora; Geomitridae
Source: the annotation of a GenBank genome assembly
AUGUCUACCAUGUCAUUCUUCAAUGAAACCAUGGCCACUGUGGCGCCGCCAACAACUCGGUACAAGACAGUUCUUGAAAGCAACUUGGAUCAGAUGUACAUGAUCCUCAUGGGUCUUUUAAUUCAAUUGAUGCAGUGCGGUUUCGCUUUCCUAGAGGCUGGUGUUGUGCCCAGUGUAAACACAACCAACAUUGUCAUGAAAAACGCCCUGGACGCAUGUAUUGCAGGAGUGGCCUACUGGUUGGUCGGAUUUGCCUUUGCCUUUGGUCCGGGCAACAAUUUCAUCGGCUGGACCUACUUCGCCUUGGCCUACCAUCCAGACAAUGAACUAGCCCACGUCUUCUUGGAGCUGGUCAUUGCGGCUACGUGCUCCACUAUCGUGUCUGGCUCUGUAGCUGGGCGCUGCAAGAUGAUUGCUUACAUCAUCUACAGUUUCGUUAUUACAGGCUUCAUUUAUCCAAUAGUUACCCGUUGGGUAUGGAACCCCGAUGGAUGGUUGAUCAGUGGCCAGAUGUACAACAUUACUGGCGUGCCGGAGAUCAUCGGCUUUUAUGAUUUCUCUGGAAGUGGAGCUGUACAUCUUUGUGGAGGAACUUCAGCUCUCGUGUCUGCCGUCAUUCUUGGAGCCCGUAUUGGACGCUUCGAUAACGGACACGAACUUCCCCCUCACAUGAAAGGUCACAAUGUUCCGUACGUAGGCUACGGUGCUAUGAUUCUUUUGAUCGGCUUCAUGGCAUUCAACGGUGGAUCGGUUAUGUCUGUCUCCAAAGAAGGAGAUGGAGCUGCAAUGAGUUUGUCCAUUGUCAACACGAUGAUUUCUGCAGGAUGCGCCGGUUACACUUCCCUCUUCGUUCGCAAAAUAAUAUUUCCCAAUCACAAAUGGAGUGUGUUCAACACAGUUAACGGGGCCGUUUGCGGCAUGGUGGCCAUCUGUGCAUCCUGCAACUGCGUCAGACCGUGGGCAGCCCUAGUGAUUGGUGUCAUUUCUGGAUGUUGCUUCAACGUGACCGCCUGGCUUGUGGCUAAAUCCAAAAUUGAUGACCCUGCAGACUCCGUCGGCAUUCACUUCUCCGGUGGAAUAUGGGGUCUAAUUGCCUAUGCUUUCCUAAAAUAUGAAACUGGAAUCCUUUACGCCUGGGACAGGAGAUCAGGAAUGUUACUGGCUUGGCAGUUGGCUGGCAUCGCCGCAAUCAUCCUGUGGACUGGCGGUCUCAGUAUCAUCCUUUUUGGAGGGCUCAAAUAUUCAGGACUCUUUAGAGUGUCGCCAGAGGUAGAGAAAACUGGUUCCGACCUUCCUGAGCAUGAUGAAGCAGCAUAUCAGGUUGAUAUUACUUGUCUCAGCCACGACUUACAAAUGAAAUUGAACUAUAUUUUUGAGAAUGUCAGCGUCCCACCGAAAAUGUCAUACACAAAAGACGGCAAGGAAGCAGCAUACGAUGCGGAACUAAAAGUCAUGAACAAUCUGCAGCCAACAUUUGUUUCGUCGCCUGACCACGAGUCCAACCUGACACUGUCUUAUAAUCGACCACAAGCUCAAGUCAACGCAGGUUUCACUGAAGGAGUUGAGAGAACACCCUUGUAA